Molecule: messenger RNA, 2167 nt
Organism: Entelurus aequoreus (snake pipefish)
Lineage: Eukaryota; Metazoa; Chordata; Actinopteri; Syngnathiformes; Syngnathidae
Gene: commd2
Product: COMM domain containing 2
Exons: 6
Coding region: 132-743 (203 amino acids)
Source: RefSeq, a predicted model, not a curated record
GCCACAAAGUAAGAGACAUCUGCUGCAGACGCCAGCGUAGAAGAAGAAAGAAAAGCACGGGACUUUUUCCGGUUGAAGUGCGGGAAAUAAAUGUGCGUAGAGGAUUGCUGCAGGAAGACGUGGGAGUGAAAAUGCUGCUGGUUUUGUGUGAAGAACACAAGGAACAUCUCAGCUUCCUGCACGAAGUGGACGCAGCAGUUGUUGGAGAGUUUGGCCGCAUCGCUUUGGAAUUCCUGAGGAAAGGAGCUAGCCCAAAAAUCUAUGAGGGAGCUGCCAGGAAACUGUCUGUGCCCGUGGAGAUGGUGCAGCACGGCGUGGAGGGCCUCAUGUUCCUCAUGACUGAGAGCUCCAAACACAUGCUUUCUGAGGUGGAUUUUUUGGACUCAGUGCUGGCUCUGGACUUUGGUGACGACCUCAGCCAGACUCUCCUGCAGAUGUACCAGCAGAAUCAGAAUGAGAUCCGCAGCAUGUUGAGUCUGGUUCCUUCCAACUUGCCCGCUUACCAUAACAUGGAGUGGAGACUGGAUGUACAGUUGGCGAGUCGCUCCCUCCACCAGAUGGUGGCGCCCAUGUUGACCACCAGGCUGCUCCUGACACGCAGACGCGGUUCCUGCACGGAACACAGCAGCAGGGUUCUUCAGGUGGACCUCAGCACCCUCCUGCACUUCAUCUCCGUGCUGGAGGGGGCUCUCGGGGCCCUGAAGACCACCCACGCUCGUCGUAUUUUGCGUAACAUAAAAUAACCUGCUGACUGACAAGCUGAAAGAGCACCAACUUGACUGACUGUCCAAGAUGUCGUUGUUCUUGUCAACAGAAGGCAUGCAUUCACGCCAUGUUUGAUACUUUGCAUUGGCGACGUGAUGUCAGGGACCAUCCUUCUUUUUUCUUGACACUGAAUUUUUGUAACUGACUUUUUGCAUUUGAAUUUUGUGAACUUAUUUUUUUGCUUACAAUUUCAUUGAAAAAAAUGUAAUGUAAAAAAAACCAAAACUGUAAAAACACUUGAGUGCAGAAAUAUUUGUUGCUUCAAAACUCAAGAUGCACUUCUGGUAAUUUAAGACUGAAGCACCUCAUUGGCUGGUUCUGAGAUUGCUUAAGUCAGGGGUCCCCAAACUACGGCCCGGCCAGCGUCCAAAAUCCGGCCCACGGGAAGUCUAGCUAAAAAAAUAAAAAAAAUUUUUAAAUUUAUUUGUCCUUUCUAAUCCAUUUUCUACCGCUUAUUACUCUCGGGGUCUCCUAGCUGCUCAGACAAAUGAUAUUGUCCAAAAAUGCAUUUUCUCAUAAAUAACGUGACGUCAUCGCGCUCAAUUAAUUUGUGAGGAAUACACACACACACACAUAUACACACACACACACACACACACACACACACACACACACAAACACACACACACACAGAGAGAGAGAGAGAGCCCGGCCUCCGGCCAAAUUUUCUUAACCCAAUGCGGCCCGCGAGUCAAAAAGUUUGGGGACCCCUGGCUUAAGUAUUAAUUUACAAGCAGUGAGUCUUGAGUUUUUUUUCACAUUUUUCUGCACUUAAUUUUUUUACACUGAAUUUUUAUACUUAAAAAAAAAAAAAAAAAAAGUACACUAAAUUUUUACUCUAUUCAGUUUAAAACACAGUACUUUAACAAACCGUUUUUUAAACAUACCCAUUUUGCUCAAAAAUCUAAAUUCAAUGAAUGAUCAGCAUAAAUUGAUGAAAAAAAAAAAAUCACUUUGCAGAAUAAAAACGCAAAAAAUUCUGUGUAAAAGAAAAAAAAAGCUUUCGUAUCAAAGACACAAAUGCACUCACCACACAUGUCCUCACUUCUUAACUAAGUUAACAUUUGAUUCUGUUAUUACUACAACGCCUCUUUUUACAAUUGUGUGAAACUAAAGAACAUUGAAGUGUAAAUUAAAACAUUCCCUGUACAGUAAAACUUUUAUGAUGGCCACAUCUUCACCCUGGAACUGAUUAUUUUAUAUCCUAUUGAAAAAAAACAUGCUUUUUCCAAAUAGGAUGGUCAAUGGAUUGACAUGAGAGGACAACCAUCAAUCAAUCAAUGUUUACUUAUAGAGCCCUAAAUCAUGAGUGUCUCAAAGGGCUGCACAAGGAUCUAGUUCAUAGUGUGAGAGUCCAGUCCGUAGUGGAUCUAGUUAAUAGUGAGUGUCCAGUCCAUAGUGG